AUGCAGAAACUAAUCCUUUCAGCUCUUUUUGUAGCUCUCGUAGCAGCUGACUGCAACAUGAGAUGUCCAGAUGGAUAUAUGUCAUUCAAAAGAACUCCAACCCCCAAGAACUCGAUGACUGGGAUGUGACGUGUUAAGGCAAUUUUGUCUGAUACUCUCAUCUCUCCAAAUCAAGCCAAAAAAGUUUGUGAGAAAGAUGGAUCAAUCCUGACAUCAUUUGAAAAUUUUGAUGAGCGUACCAAACUUUCCACUGUUCUUCGUGAUUUCCUUACUGCAAAGAAAUUGGAUCGUGGAUCAAUGAUUGUCGAUGGACAUCGUUUGAAGAACUGCGAGACUACAGAUAAAACCGUUUUGGCUACUGUAGAAUGCAGGAAUUCAUCAUCUGGUUUCACUACUGAUGAGAAGCAUACUGAUAAUACUUUCAUGUGGAAAAGCUGGUCUGCAACUGAACCAGGACAGACCAUCUUUGAAAAAAGCAUUGAAUCUUGCCUUCAACUCUCAAUUUCUCAAUUCCCUGCUCGCAGUGAGCUGAUCAAUGACGUCUUCUGCAACUAUGUAAAGCAUCCAGAAAAUGAAGGUGCAUCCGAUCUCUGGAACUAUGGAGCUGUCUGUGGACGUUUCCCAGAAUGGAUCUAA
Molecule: messenger RNA, 636 nt
Organism: Caenorhabditis elegans
Lineage: Eukaryota; Metazoa; Nematoda; Chromadorea; Rhabditida; Rhabditidae
Source: the annotation of a RefSeq genome assembly